Messenger RNA from Sceloporus undulatus (fence lizard), 399 nucleotides. Its product is annotated as late histone H2A.2.2-like. The coding region runs from base 1 to 399 and encodes 132 amino acids. Lineage: Eukaryota; Metazoa; Chordata; Lepidosauria; Squamata; Phrynosomatidae. The transcript has a single exon. Gene Ontology annotation, molecular function: DNA binding; structural constituent of chromatin; protein heterodimerization activity. Gene Ontology annotation, cellular component: nucleosome. The record is from RefSeq and is a predicted model, not a curated record.
AUGUCUGGACGUGGUAAGAAACCAAAGCCUUCAGCUUUCCAGAAAACCAAGAGCGCAAAAGCUGGUCUGCAGUUCCCUGUGGGCCGUAUUGCCCGAUACCUGAGACGAGGGAACUAUGCUGAACGAAUAGGUGCUGGUGCCUCUGUGUACCUGGCAGCAGUUUUAGAGUACCUGACUGCAGAGAUACUGGAGCUGGCAGGCACCGCUGCUCAUGACAACAAGAAGCAACGGAUUGGACCACGACACAUCCAACUGGCGGUGAGGAGAGAUGAGGAGUUGAACAAGUUGUUUGCCAAUGUGACGAUUGCAGAAGGAGGCGUGAUGCCCAAUAUCCAAGCCCAGCUUCUCCCGAAGAAAACAGCUGUUUCCCAGGGAGUAUCAAGCCAAUCUAGCCUCUAA